UGAACGACAGUUUUGCUUGGCAAUGUGUGAAUUCUUCCGUUCGUUAUAAUAUUUUUGGACAGAUUAGUUACAUUGGUGGCAUUAAUGGACAAACAAAAUUGGACAUAACAUAAAUAAAACUCCAUAUUAAAAAAAUAAAUUGCCUUCAAUCACAGAAAAGGCCAAAACGUGCGAUAUGGAGGAGAACUCUAAACUUCAAAUGGAAACCGACGUGUCUGCAACUUCUGGAAACGUAUCUGAGACCCAGCAAUUGUCAGGAUCACAUGGCGACGUUGAGAUGAUUAUUGUAGUGGAGAAUGUUACAGAGGAAGCAGAAGGUCCUAGUAAUAAAAAUUCGCCAGAAGUUAAGAUAAGUGAUAGUGAAUCUUAUCAAUGUCCCAAAGAUUCACCCAAGGAAGAUAUUCCAUCACAGAAAUGUGUUAGUUCUAAUGAUGAAACCCAUUUAAAACAUGUCAGUAAUGAGAAUGAUACACAGAAAAAUGUUGUUUCUCCUGGCAUAGACACCACUAUAAUAGAUGAAAAACAGGCCGAGCAAUCGCAGAAAACAAUUAGUUCUCCUAUUAAAGAUUUAAAUCAAAAGAACCAAAUACAGAAAACAAUUACUUCUGAUGAUGAUGAUAUUGAAAUAAUAAACAUCAGUAAAGCUAGCCCAUCAGAGAAAAUAAUUAAUAAAGAUUUAAAUCAAAAGAUACAAGUGCAGAAAAAAAUGACUUCUGUAAGUAAAGAUAUUCAAGUGAUAGAUAUCACUCACAAGAGCCAAACUCAGAAAUUUGUGGUUACUCCUAGUAAAAGUAUACAAAUAAUUGAUGUAAAGGGCCAAACAUCGAAAAUUAUUAUUUCUCCCAAAAAAGAUAUAAAUCAAAGGAACAAAACUGAGCAAUUAGUUAUAUCUCCUAAGGAGGAUGUACAAAAAUCAGAACAUGUGAUAGAGGUAAAUGAGAAAACUUCUAAUAACCCCCCUAUUAAAUCAAUAAACUUGCAAAAUACUGAAGUAAACAUAGACUCUCCAAAGAGUACCUCAAUAUCUAAUUCAGAAGAAAAACUUGGUGCUGAGAUCAUUGAAAGUUCUUCAUCUUCUAUAAAUCCUCAAACAGAAACAAACCUUAUCUCUCCCACUCAAGAACCUGCAGUUGAUUCUGAAACUGUCAAAGAAAAUCCUGAAAACCCUAUAGUUAAGGAUGAUAAAAAGGAAGAAAUAGUUUUAAAUACAUCCAUUGACAUAAGUGAUAAGUCAAAUGACUCUCAAGCAAAUUCUGAUGUAACUGAAAAGGAGCAUAAUAGAAGUAUAAGUAGAGAACUCAAGUCCCUAAUUAAAUCUGCUAAAGAAUCUAAGAUAAUUAGUGAAUGUACUCAACUCACAAGUAAAACUAGAAAGUCCAGAAUAAUCUUGGACAGUUCUAAUGUAAGCUUGAAUUCCUCUGUAGAGGCAGAUAGAAUACAGGGAAUACGACGUAGUAGCAACAAUUCUCAAAAAAGCAAUUGUAGUGAAAAAUCUGAAAAGGCACCAAAAAGAUCCAUGAGGUCUCAGAAUCCAGAAUUUGUACACAAGGUUAAGCAAUUUCUAAAUUCUGUCACUGGUAAAUUUACAAAGAGUGAAUCUGAUGAUGAGAUGGAUGAAAAUAAAAAGGAAACUCACAGUGAAAGCAUGUCACCAUCCCCAAAGAAGAAAAAGUUAUUAGAAGUUCCUCAACCCGAAAUGAGCCCUGGACUUAACAAGCUACGUUCAGACUCUUAUUGUUGGCGGUGUCACUGGCCUGUGGAACAAGCAUCCAAUGAAAAAGGGCAUUCACCGAUGCAGUGCACAGUGUGCCCACGUUCAUUCCAUUACAAGUGUCUAUCUGGCAAUGAAAGGAGUAAAAUAGCCACUGACAAAAGUUGGGUCUGCCCUGAAUGUUUGGCUGUGUUACAUGCUGAAAGCUCAGAGACAAGGUCACCGGCCAUGAAGAAGAUAUCAUUAGGUCUCCUUUGUGAACUGUUACAGCAUGCGUUGGAGCGAAUGAUGGAUCUCAAUGGGGUUGAACCAUUCAUAAAUCCGGUGGACCGUUUGGCGUUCCCCGAUUACGAUAAAUACGUCGUACAUCCAAUGGACCUCACGCUUAUGAAGAAUAACAUUGCUGACGGCCUGUACGGUAGCACUGAAGCGUUCCUUGCAGACGCGCAAUGGAUAUUACAUAACAGCAUCAUAUUCAAUACACUACAAUCAAAACUGACCGGCGGCGCUCGUGCCCUGGUGCGGUCCUGUCGAGCUGAGAUGGGUGAAAUAGAAGCGUGUCCGGAAUGUUACGCGGCGGCGCAUGCGCGGCGACCUACCUGGUUCACUGACGUGUGCUCCACCCCGCAUGUACUGCUGUGGGCUAAACUGAAAGGUUUUCCCUACUGGCCGGCAAAGGGUAUGUCAGUGAGCAGUGCAGGUUUGGUCGACGUGCGAUUCUUUGGCGCUCACGAUAGGGCUUGGGUGCCUGCGCGCGACUGUUUCCUGUACUGCGAGAAAGAUCCUAACAACUUCAGAACAAAACGACAGGACAUACUCGACAGUAUGCAGGAAGCAGAGCAACACAUUCGAAACAUAUCUCGGAAAUACGGUAAAUUUUUGUACCCACCGUUUAAAACACCGUUUGAUCCAACGAAACUCACCGAACAACUGAAAAUGAUGAUACCAACAUUUGAAGGUGAGUUGCGAAGUCCUGUCAAAGAAAAGUCGAAUUCGUCACCGAAUCCCGCUAAAGAGAAGAGGAGAUCUAAUUCAAAGAGUUCAAAGGGUUCUGUUAAUGAGGGUGAUAUAAGUGAGAAUGAUGAACCACAAGCAACCACAUCUAGGAAGAUGGCGGACGGAGCAGAAAUCGCUCGUGAAGGAGAAGAAGACUAUUGUAUUGAAAAAGAUAAAUCUAUGGAAAUUGAUGUUUGCCUAUCAAAAGAAAAAGAAAUAUCAAGGAAACGACGUCGGUCGGAUCUCGAGGAAGCUGUUAUCACUAUAAUUGAAAGUAGCAAUAGUGACAAAAGGAAAAAGGUUGAGAUUGAAAGAAAUGAUGUAAAACUUGACUUUGUGUUGGUAAAUAAAUCAGAAAAAAAUCAAGUAGAUAUAUCCAAGGCUGAAGAUAAUAUAAAUGAAACGCCAAAUGAUAAAGUGGAAGUAUUGCCCUCGUCAUCUAAGAACGAUGCUAAAGAAUCGACAACUAGUGCAGUAGAAAAAGAAACUCCAAUUGAAAAGACUCCCGCUAAAAUAAACAUUAAAAUUAAACCAACUAGAACAAGUACUCCAAAGGAAAAAGACGAGAAACAAGGAACACCGAAGCAGAGACCUGCUAGAUCAGAAAAAUCAACUCCAGUUGAAAAAGAAAAGUAUGAGAGUAAAGCCCAAAAAAGGAGAAAUUCAAAAAAUAAAUCUUUCAAUAACAGUCAAAUUGGAAAGAUUGAGAAAGAAAAAGUUACUGAGAAAAAAAGUGAUAAAGACAAUACUAACAGUAACACAAAAGAUAAAAGCAAGGACAUAACCAUUACAAAGGUUAAAGGUAAUGAAACUGAUAAAUCUACAGAAAAAUCAAAUAAAUCGAAUGUAAUGACAGACAAUUCAAAAUCUACUGCAGGCCCAUUGAAUUUCGAUGACAACACAACAUUAGCGGUGAUAGCUCGAGACGGUACCAAAAGUUCCAUUCCAGGUCUUCCAACGAUAAGCAGCGUCCGAAGUCUUUCAACUGUACAAAAUUCUGAAACAAAUAAUAAAACGUCAACAAACAAUAAAAACAUAGAAAUAACAGUUACAGCAAAUUCCGAUUCGAGUAUAUUUAUACCAACAAGCACAGAUAACGUUCGCAAUAUGAAGGAGGCAGUGAACAAACUUCAGAAGCUAAGAAACGAGACGGAGCCACCUGUAGUGGGGAGGGUCGGAGUUCGUUCCUUCGCAAGAAUGACCUCUCCCGAAAAACAAGCAAACACCAAACCAACUGAGAGUGUAGAAGUUGAAAUCAAAUCUGAACCAAUCGACUUUGACGACGCUGAUAGGCAGUCGGAGAAAAUGGAUUUAAUGAAUGCGUUCCAUCUCCGUCCAGUAAACCCACCUAGCUCCGGUUUGCGAGGUGUGCGAAUAAAUAAGGUUGUUGUAGCGCCUAUUGCGCGGAAGUCAACUGUGUCUAAACCUCCAGAAGCCCGAGUCAAAGCUAAGAAAACCUUUCCACAGCCAAAGAAGGUUGAUGAUGGCAGAUCAGAGUUGAACAGUAAGAAUUCAAUGGUUUAUAUUCCUAUACAGCCACCAAGUACUCAAGCCCCUGUUAGGCCAACACGACCUAUAACUUUGAACGGAAUGGCGAACUCACAGUCUGUUAGACCUCAAGUAUCAACAGUCACUUCUAAUGUUAACAGCAUAGUCAACACUAUGACAACUCCUCUAAUUCCUAUGACGUCAUCCCACGCUAACCCAAUCUCUACGUCUACUGGAGCUGCGAACACCACGAACACGAUAUGCGUGCCCACCGUCGGACAAGUCCCCACCACCGUGCACACUGUACCACUGAUAACAUCUCUUAAUGGGCAAUGGACGUUUAGUUUACAACCUGUUAUGUCAGUUGGUGCUCUUGAAGGUACGGCGUCACCACCGGUAGUCAAUGGCUUGUCAGAUCGCAAUAAUUCAGGAACUGCGACUCCAGUAGCAGCCGCAUCCACCUCGCAAUCAGCUCCUGCGCUUAAUACAUCAACACGACCCACACCGAACACGCAAUCAACACAACCUUCUAGUAGUACCACAAGUAGUGAAAGCACUCCAGGAGAGCCUCCAAGACUGCAGCAGCGACCACCUCUUCUUAAUCCUCUAGAUUCAAACACACCAAUUGGAUCUGUACCGCCUCCGUCCACUGCUGGACCACUCACCGCGAAACUAAACCAAAAUGCAGUCAAGUUGGCAGAUUUCUUCCGAAAUCUCUUGGAAGACUCUUUAGAGAAGGUCGAUGAGCCAACGUCACAGGCAACGAUUCUUAAGUUGCAGCUGGAACAAAUGCAGUGGAGGUAUCAACAAGAGAUCAAGGAGUUAAAACACAACCAUGAUCUUACCAUCACUGAAAUGCGAGCAUCGUUCGAGAAGGAGAAAUCGCGGGCGAUCAGCGAGGCGCGUCGCACCGCGCAAGUUGAGUUGGAGACUGCGGUCAAAGCGGCUAAAUCGAAACAGUGGUGCGCUAAUUGUAGUCAAGAAGCUCUGUUCUACUGUUGUUGGAACACAUCAUACUGUGAUUAUCCUUGUCAACGAGCUCAUUGGAGCCAACACUUUUCUGUCUGUACACAGCAGAAAAAUCAGGAAAAUAAUGGCAACGACACUGGGAAUUUAUUAGAAAAAAGACUACAACCGGCUCCGGAUAAUCUGCCAGCGUUGCAGAAGAGCUCCCAGACGCCGGCGCUAACGGUGGGCGGGAAGAUCGCCCACACGCGCGUCUACGCACCGGAAACACAGCCACAGAAGACUUCCAUUAUAGUGAGUAUGGUUGAGGACCAAAGCGGCACCCAGACAGUGAAAUGCCUGGGCACAUACAAGCCAACUGGCGCACAGGUAUCGCCGUUAAUCCUAAAUAAACAAAUAAUGAACAACGAAGAAAACGCUGCGAAGAAAGUGGUCACGUCAGGCGGAUAUCUCAUUGUUGGCGCUAGUACCGGCAACCAGCCCCUCGUGACGCCUUCGCGACGCACGCACACCAUCCAGUACUACACGUGAAAUGAUUUAACCAUUAGUAUUAAAAAACCAGACUGCUUAUAAUUGUGGUUAAUGCACAUUAUAAAUAUAUUGUUCGGAAGAAUAACAUGAUGAAAAUGUGAAAGAUUCGCGAUGACGUCAAUCCAAACGGUUAUGUUGGUGACAAAUAAUAUUUUGUGUUCAAAUUUAAUGUUGUUAAAUGUGGUUGACUGUGUUAUCUGUGCUGCCAUGACGGAAUUUAAAGUAAGCGGUUAAUUUGUAUUAUUUCUAAAUUGUGAAUGAAAAAAAUUAAUGGAAUAAAAAAGCUAGUACUUUAGCGAAACUAUGUUAUGAUGUAAAGUUAUUUUUUGUAAAAUCUAGUAAUAAUAAUAUUUACAAUUAAAACAAUGGAUAAGAUGGAAGAAGAUAGAUAUUAUUUUGUCU
This is a messenger RNA of Nymphalis io (European peacock), 6094 nucleotides long. Its product is annotated as protein kinase C-binding protein 1-like. The record is from RefSeq and is a predicted model, not a curated record. Lineage: Eukaryota; Metazoa; Arthropoda; Insecta; Lepidoptera; Nymphalidae. Gene Ontology annotation, molecular function: protein binding. The coding region runs from base 176 to 5692 and encodes 1838 amino acids. The transcript has 21 exons.